AUGAGCGGCGGCGGUGCCGUCCAGGGCACAGCGGCGAGGGCACGGUUGGCAGCGCGGCUGCUGGCGGUGCUCAGCUGCGUCCUGACAGCGGAGGCCCAGCUUACAGGAGUCCUAGAUGAUUGUUUAUGUGACAUAGAAAGCAUCGAUGACUUCAAUACUUUCAAGAUCUUCCCCAAAAUACAGAAACUGCAAGAACGUGAUUACUUCAGAUAUUACAAGGUCAAUCUGAAGAGACCAUGCCCAUUUUGGGCUGAUGAUGGCCAUUGUUCUAUCAAAGAUUGUCAUGUAGAGCCUUGUCCUGAGAGCAAAAUACCUGUUGGAAUUAAGGCUGGGAGCUCUAAUAAAUAUUCAAAAGUGGCAAAUAAUUCCAAAGAAUUGGAAGACUGUGAGCAAGCUAACAAACUGGGAGCAGUUAACAGUACCUUAAGUAACCAAAGUAAGGAGGCUUUCAUUGACUGGGCAAGAUACGAUGAUUCACAGGAUCAUUUUUGUGAACUUGAUGAUGAGAGAUCUCCAGAUGCACAGUAUGUGGAUUUGCUGCUGAAUCCAGAACGUUACACUGGAUACAAGGGGCCUUCUGCUUGGAGAGUGUGGAACAGCAUCUAUGAAGAAAACUGCUUCAAGCCUCGAUCUGUAUAUCGUCCUUUAAAUCCACUGGCACCUAGUAGGGGAGGAGAUGAUGGAGAAUCUUUCUACACAUGGCUUGAAGGUCUUUGCCUUGAGAAAAGAGUGUUUUAUAAACUCAUUUCUGGACUUCAUGCUAGCAUCAACUUGCAUCUGUGUGCAAAUUAUCUUCUUGAAGAAACCUGGGGGAAGCCUCGCUGGGGACCGAAUGUGAAAGAGUUCACUCGCCGCUUUGACCCUAUUGAAACAAAAGGAGAAGGACCAAGGAGGCUCAAAAAUUUGUAUUUCUUAUAUUUGAUAGAGCUGCGUGCUUUGUCAAAGGUUGCACCAUACUUUGAGCGUUCCGUUGUUGACCUUUACACUGGAAAUGGCCAUGAGGAUGCUGAAUCUAAAGCUCUCUUACUAGAUAUCUUCAGGGAUACAAAGUCCUUCCGUAUGCACUUUGAUGAAAAGUCCAUGUUUGCUGGAGAUAAAAAAGGAGCCAAGUCAUUAAAGGAAGAAUUCAGAUUGCAUUUCAAGAACAUAUCCCGCAUAAUGGAUUGUGUUGGAUGUGACAAAUGCAGGCUGUGGGGCAAACUGCAGACUCAAGGCUUAGGAACUGCUCUGAAGAUCUUGUUUUCUGAGAAAGAAAUACAGAGCCUUCCUGAGAAUAGCCCAUCAAAAGGUUUUCAACUCACACGUCAAGAAAUAGUUGCUCUUGUAAAUGCCUUUGGAAGGCUUUCCACAAGUAUAAGAGAGUUGCAGAAUUUUAAAGUUUUAUUACAACAAACUAGGUAAUGAAGGCCUUUGCACAACCCGUUUGUGAAGACCAUUUACAUGACUGCAUUGAGCAGAGGGAACUGAUCCUUACAGGACUCACAUGAACUGAUAAAAAGUAAAAUCAAAUACCAACUUGAAUAUUUAUGUUUAAACUAGGAAUGGUUAUUAAUUAGAAAAGAUAUUUAUGAAUGAAAUAUAUAGUUUUUAAAUGUGUAAAUUAUGCUGAUCUGUUAAUUUUUUAAGUUCUCUGCUCACAGUUCUGUUGUACUGAAACUUCAUAAAUUUUCUUUAUUUCCUCGUAUUUCUGAGACAGUUGUUUUAUAUGAAAACAUACGUACCUCCACCCUGAAUUGGCCUGUCCUGAGAGAGAUGGUUCACCUCUCGCCUCUCCCCAGUACUGAGCUUCAGUAUAUUCUGAGAAUUGGGUAUGCUGAUUCUGGCUGUCUAAAAGAAAAAACAAACAAACAAACAAAAACCCAAAACAAAACAAAAAACCCCCCCAAACACCAGAAGAGGAAAUAAGACUCUUGUUGAGUUCUGACUUCUUACUGUAAUAAUGAAACUUACUUAAAAAUAGGAAAUUUACUGAGCAGAAAAUUUUAUUUCAUACCGAGCUCCUUUGUGUCAUGCUGAUACCAACUUUUUUUUCCUUAUGUGCUGCUCUUCAGAAUUUCCUUUUUUCUUUAAAAUAACUACCUUGUCUCUGAUGCAGCACAGUUGGAAGUGACUUUUCUGCAGUCCCUUGGCUACCUGCAUUUGCUUGGAGGUGGGCGUCAGGGCUGGGGACAUGGUUAGUGGAGUGCUGCUAGCUGAAAAGCCUCAGUCAAUCAAAUUCGCAUCUACCCCAUUUUAUUUUCUAGAUUGUAAUCACAAGUUCAGUUUCCAGAAAUUGUCUUUUUAAUGUCUAAAAUGUUAAAAUAGCACACUUCAAUCUUUGACCCAUGGAAAUAGAUUUGCUCUUUAUGGGUUAUGUUUUAGUGCUAUGUUAAAAGGUCAGUGCAAAAAGAAAGAACUUGUUUUUGUAGUCACUUUUAAAAAAAGAUGCUUUUUAAAAUUCAUAAUCACACUGAUAUUUAAUACCGCAUACUCUUAUCUAUGCAAUCCCUAACUGUAUCUUCUUUAAAAGGAUAUUCAGCGUAAAAAAACGGGUAUGUUAAUAACAUAACUUUCAUAAAAUAAGAAAUUACUCAUGUAUCAUUGUCCACAAAUGUCAAUGAUAACUUCCCAUUGUCCAAAACAGAAUUCAGAAACAGCACUACUGAUUAGUAGCAACCAAAUAUUGGUUAAAAUUUAAAAUGAAGUAAUAAUGUUUUUUAAACCAGCAUGCUUCAAAGUGAAGUUAGGAGUUAUGAAUGUAGGAAGUGCUGGUACAGUGUAGAUACAUCUCUUGUUUUUAAAAAAAAGUCUUCACAAAAUAAAGUGCUCUUAAACAUUUUUCACCCUACCAGAUAUUUAGUGACCUGUUUAUAUAAUUGAUUGUAACUGUAUUGGCUUCCAUACUGUAGUCCUUUACAGCUGAGAUUUUCUGAAAGCUGGGAUACGCUCUAUGUCCUUUGUUUCCGGACUAGCUUCAAAUUUCUACCUGACUGGAAAUGAGAUAGACUAUCCUGCUGACACUUGCUAUUAUAAAAAAAUACUGUUUCUCAAGAAAGUAAACCCUCUUGAGUCAAACUGGGAUAAGCUAAAUGAAAGAAAAAGACCAAACCAAAACAAAAUCAAAUACAAACCCAACCCCACCCCACCCCCCCACUCCCCCUACCCCCCACCCAAAGUUUUGGUGAUAGUUGCACAAAUUGGCAAUGAACUGGUAUCCAGUCGGAAGUUUGUCUUUAAGGCACUAGAUAAUUUAACGUGGUGUUAGAGAAAGCUGAUGCCAGUCUGGGGAUGUUAUGUUCUUACCUAGCAGCCUCUCUUGCCUGUGGGCACUCAUGUCUGAGCAAGUCACCAUGGGCUUCCUUGUUCUAGUUAAUGGAGAACAGCAGGUGAUUUCUAGGUGGAUUCAUUUGGCCUAUUCCGAGCUCUGUAUUUGCACCCUAGAGUUUAUUUUUCUCCAUUAAAUUGAAGUGGGAAUCUAGGUAACUAGCUCAGAUGUGAACAGCUGUGUUUGGUAAAUGAGUUACACCUCGAGUAUCUAACUCUUCUGAGUAAUUGUAUGUAUUGAAAGAGUGUGGUUUUCAGUUGGCCAUUAAUUCCUUGCCUUUUGGAUUGACCUGCAAGGGCUAGAACCUGUAGGCUCACUUGUGUGAAAAAUGCUGUAUAGCUGGGUUUUAUCUGUAUUGUUAUAUAUUAUCGUGUCUAAAGCUUUAGGCAGAAUUUUCUAGUUGAAAAAAAAUUGUGUUGUCUGUGCUGCCCCAGGAAGGACCUGAGUCUCAGAAUUGUUUCUUCCCUUUUCCCCCUUGCUUUGUGGGGAAAGUGAAUCGCUUCCAACCUUCUUCUGGGGAUGCAACUUGCUAUUUUUCUUUUUUUUUCCACCUGUGCCUGGCUAAAAUCUACGGACAUUGAAGCAGCAUCACAUACUAGCAUCAUGUAUUUGCUCAUGGGACCAGUGAGAGAUUCAGGCACGCAGGUCCUGGACACCUGCUCCUUGCAACCCUCAUUGGCACAAUGCAGGCAAGGUUAAUACCAUUGGGUAGAGACAUAGAGAGAUGGGAAGCUUUUCUUCUUUUCCUUUGUGUCAUGAAAACACAGGAAUGCAACUGAACAGCAAAUUCUGUGUAUGGGGAAGUUCUGUUGCAUUUGAAGGUACAUCUCGCUUGAUGAUCAAAUAUGGAAGGCGUUUCACUUCACUGUCAUUGUAGAAAUAGGACAUAAGAUUUUUCCCGUUACUAAUCCAGUUGAAACAAUUUUCCUGUCACCAUCUUUUUUACUGUAUUUGAUGUACAUUCUGUGACUAUGCUGCCUAUGAAGUUUUGCCAUGUGAGUCGGAUGACUUAGUUCUUUAUAUGUUAAAUUAAAUUUUAGAAAUUUACAGAUCCAUUUUUAUACUAAAGAAUAAGGUUAGUUACACUGUCCAUGACCUGUAAACUAUUUUAAAUUCCAGCUCCCUGUUGGAGAUCAGCUUGUCAACAUUGUCUGUCAUUCAUUUCAGAGUAAAAGUACAUUUCCUUGUACAAAUGACACAAUGAUUGUAAUCCCAGAGGUAGUGAGAAGACAAAGACAAUAGUGUUUCAUUUUUCCCAAGUCAUGAAGACUUACGCGAAAUGGUAAAAAAGACUUGGUGCAAACUACCUAGGUAAAAUGUAGGGCACUGUUGCUGAACAACUUGCUCUUCAGUGCCUGAGGAGGAAGGUGAGAAUAUAGAUUUAAACCAGUGAAAUAUAGAGACUUGUGUAAGCUGGAAUAACAAAAGUGUUUUCCUGCUUCAGCUGAUGAUUUGUGCGGUCUGUCAUUGUAUGUGCAUGAAAUACACUGUGCCACACUUUCUUGAGUUGUGUUUUGAUGGUUGGGUCGCCUUUAUCUCACCUUGCUUUGUGCUUUUCUGGGAAAUGACCUGUAAUAUGUUGUAAAUAAUCUAGAUGCUUAUGUUUAUAAAGUAGCAAUCAGCAAUUCAUCACUUUACAAUUCCUCCAUAUAGCUAGCCUAUUAAAAUGUAAUAUUUAUUAAAAUCAAAAUCAAUGUUGGAACUGCUUACUGAGAUCUAAACACUUCUGAACCUUUGCUAUGUUUGAAUCUAUAAAAUGCAAAUUAAAGUAUUUUCUGCUAUAA
Gymnogyps californianus (California condor) is the source of this 5088-nucleotide messenger RNA. RefSeq names its product endoplasmic reticulum oxidoreductase 1 beta (gene ERO1B). The coding region runs from base 1 to 1401 and encodes 466 amino acids. Lineage: Eukaryota; Metazoa; Chordata; Aves; Accipitriformes; Cathartidae. The record is from RefSeq and is a predicted model, not a curated record. Gene Ontology annotation, molecular function: protein-disulfide reductase activity; FAD binding; thiol oxidase activity. The transcript is spliced from 16 exons. Gene Ontology annotation, cellular component: endoplasmic reticulum membrane; endoplasmic reticulum. Gene Ontology annotation, biological process: protein folding in endoplasmic reticulum.